Exophiala bonariae is the source of this 1680-nucleotide messenger RNA. RefSeq lists its product as uncharacterized. Lineage: Eukaryota; Fungi; Ascomycota; Eurotiomycetes; Chaetothyriales; Herpotrichiellaceae. Bases 1 to 1680 code for a protein of 559 amino acids. Gene Ontology annotation, cellular component: membrane. The record is from RefSeq and is a predicted model, not a curated record. The transcript has 3 exons. Gene Ontology annotation, molecular function: amino acid transmembrane transporter activity. Gene Ontology annotation, biological process: amino acid transmembrane transport.
AUGGAGAGGACCUCCAAGGAAUAUAAGGGUGUCAACGAGUCUGUACUUCAACCGUCCUCCAGCAACGAAGACAUUGGCUCGACUUACAAUGUCGAUGGCCUACAGCGAUCACUCAACAAUCGACAGAUCCAAUGGAUUGCCAUCGGUGGUUCAAUCGGCACGGCGCUCUUCGUCAGCAUUGGUUGGGGUCUUCUUGAGGGCGGGCCCGGAUCUCUCCUGUUAGGCUUCAUGUUCUUCAGCAGCGUCAUCGCUGCCAUGAACAGUGGUAUCGCCGAGAUGACUGUCUACAUGCCCAUUUCUGGUUCUUUCAUUCGGUUCGCCGGAAAAUGGGUCGACGAAGCUUUUGGAUUUAUGGCUGGCUGGAAUUUCUUCCUCUAUGAAGCUAUUCUCAUCCCCUUCGAAAUCUCCGCACUCACUCUCGUUCUAAAGUUCUGGAGAGACGACAUUCCUGUUUGGGCCGUCUGUCUCGUCUGCAUUGCCAUGUAUGCGGUCAUCAACGUUUUCGCAGUCAAAUGGUACGGAGAGGCGGAGUUUUGGCUAUCUUCCGGCAAAGUCAUCCUUAUUAUUGUCCUGUUUAUGUUCACCUUCGUCACCAUGGUUGGUGGUAAUCCUCAAGGCGAUGCAUACGGCUUCAGAUAUUGGCGAGAUCCUGGGAGCUUCGCGGAAUAUGUCCAUGAAGGAUCCUUGGGUAAAUUCGAAGGUUUUCUCGGUGCCCUAUUCGUCGCCGCAUGGACUGUCUGCGGACCAGAAUAUAUCGCUAUGGUUGCUGGAGAGGCAGUGUAUCCUCGUGUGACCAUCAAGACUGCAUUCAAGACUGUCUAUUGGCGAUUCGGAUGCUUCUUCAUUCUUGGAGCACUGUGUGUGGGAAUAGUUCUGCCUUAUAACGAUCCUACAUUGAUCCAUAUCUUGAACAAUGAGGGAACUGGCAGCGGCGCAGCAUCUCCAUACAUUAUCGCUAUGCAAAACAUGGGCGUGACGGGUCUGCCUCACCUUGUUAAUGCUCUGCUUGUGACCAGCAUCUUCUCCGCUGGAAACACAUAUUGUUUCAUGGCGACUCGCUCGCUGUACAGUCUCGCUUUGGAGGGACAAGCACCAAAGUUCCUUCGAGCCACCACUAAGAAGGGAAUUCCUCACUGGUGUUUCUGUGUUACCAUGGUGUUCCCCUUCCUGAGCUUCCUUCAGGUGAGCAACGGCUCUGCCCAGGCUAUUCGAUGGCUUGUCAACUUGGUCACUGCCUCUCAACUUCUCAACUACGUCGUUAUGGGUACCACGUAUAUCUUCUUCUUCCGCGCCCUCAAGGCUCAGGGGAUUGAUCGCAGAACUCUGCCAUACAGAGGAUAUUUCCAACCAUACAUCAAUAUCGUCGGACUGAUUUUCGUCACGAUCAUCAUGUUCAUCCAAGGCUACACAGUGUUCUACCCCAGCUGGUGGACUGUCGGCACAUUCUUCACCUACUACACCAUGAUCUUCGUGUGCAUCCUCUUGUUUGUGGGAUGGAAGGUAGUCAAGAAGACUAAAUUCGUGAAACCCCACGAGGCAGACCUUGUUUGGGAACGCCCUAUCGUGGAUGCCUACGAAGCGAGUAUCAGUCCUCCGCUCGGUCUCUGGGAGGAUAUCUGGGGUAGCACCCUGGCUUUCCUGAGGAUUAAACGCUCAAAGACCAGCAAGACCGAGCAAUAA